AGCAAAAUGUCAGAACUCAAAGGGAUAUGUAUUUUCUUCGCACUAACACUUUUACUAAGCUUAUCAGUUGGAGGAUCCCUUAACACAGACCAGAAAUGGUAUGCUGGAAAUCAUUUUGGUUACCAGGGCGGGUUUUGUCUUCCCGGUCUGUGCAUUGGAGGAUCUGGUGGUAGCAGAGUCCACUUCGGCAGGGACAAUUACGGUGGUGGAUAUAGACAGGCCUUGUAUUGCAAACCGCUAACAUGUUAUGGUGGCUCAUGUGAUGCACUCCAUUUACAUUUAGACAAGGGACUGUAUGAAUCUCUCGUAAGCAAGAAUGCCGAAAAACUCCCAUCAACUGUUGGUUUCAACAUCCCAGGGUCCUCCAAACAAAAUGUCAACAGAAACUAUGAGUUCAAGGAGGUAAAAGAAGCUGCAAUGGCACCACAGUCUAACUAGAUAGCUAAUGAAGCUUAGUCUAUAUUGUAUAGUUUGUAUAAAUAAAUUAACAUCCUAUUUAUCUCAUCAUACUGAGUUGUUAUCACACGAUUAUAGUAAUAAUGUAAAAAAGGCAACUGAACUAGUGAGUAACUUAUUAAGUACAUAAUACUCGAAAUAAGAAAUAAAAAUAGACGCUCCGUACGUUAUCUAGAUUCACUCUCAUCGCAGUUUAAUAUAAUGAUA
Molecule: messenger RNA, 663 nt
Organism: Camelina sativa (false flax)
Lineage: Eukaryota; Viridiplantae; Streptophyta; Magnoliopsida; Brassicales; Brassicaceae
Source: RefSeq, a predicted model, not a curated record